Messenger RNA from Lecanosticta acicola, 552 nucleotides. The record is from the annotation of a GenBank genome assembly. NCBI's taxonomy places the organism in Eukaryota, Fungi, Ascomycota, Dothideomycetes, Mycosphaerellales, Mycosphaerellaceae.
AUGUCGCAAAGCACCGCCUUCGAAGUGCGAUCCCUGUAUCGAAAUCUCCUACGAACAUCCCGCCAAUUCGCCGCCUACAACUUUCGCGAGUACGCCAAGCGACGCACACGAGAUGCCUUUCGCGAGCAUAGUACGGUGGCGGAUGAGAGGAGGAUACAAGAGUUGGUGCAGAAGGGACUGAAAGAAUUGCAAGUGUUGAAGGUGCGUUGAAGAGGCGAGAGCGAUACGGGAUGGUGUCGGGGCUAACGAUGGAUUGUGCAGAGACAAACAGUAGUAUCACAAUUCUUCCAGUUGGAUCGGUUAGUAGUGGAGGGGGGCAAGACGGGGAAGCAGAAAGGCAACGAGGGCGAUAUAGUGAGGGACAGAGAUAUGGCGUGAGUUUCCAGCUGUUCUUGCGUGUUGAGGUACGAGCGGCUAACACCGACACAGGUGGGACUGAUUGAGACUGUACAAUUUGGUAUCGACGAUGCAUUUACGGCGCUUCUACUGGAUGUACAGUACAUUCUCUGGCUCCUUCCGCACCCUGUCAUUUUGAAUGUUCGACCAAGUUAA